Messenger RNA from Penicillium macrosclerotiorum, 3069 nucleotides. RefSeq names its product aromatic acid exporter family protein. The coding region runs from base 1 to 3069 and encodes 1022 amino acids. The transcript has 8 exons. The record is from RefSeq and is a predicted model, not a curated record. NCBI's taxonomy places the organism in Eukaryota, Fungi, Ascomycota, Eurotiomycetes, Eurotiales, Aspergillaceae.
AUGACGGAGAAGGAAUCCCGGCCAUCCCGGUCUGGGAAGAUCAGGAGUCUAUACCCCUCACAAUGGUGGCCAAAGCUGGAGCUGGAUUCGCGCACAUUCCUCAUGAUGUUGAAGGGAGCCUUGGCGCCAACCAUUACUAUUGCCAUAUAUCAGAGUGAUGCCAUCUCCAAUAUUACAAGUACCAUCGGCUACUUGUCAGCCCUGAUAUCGGUCCUCUCGCAAGGAUUAAUGCCGCGCGCAAAGUUUAUGAAGAUCAUGUUCUUUGAUCUUUUGUCGACCUGCGUCUCUGCCUCACUGUGCUGUCUUGCCGUAUUUUGUGCUGUUAAGGCAAGACUGCACAACACGCCGGCGGAUGCCAGCGAGGCCGUACGAAACGGGUAUAACAGUGAUGCGUGUGCGGUUGCUGCCAUCUGGUUGAUAUUCAUGAUUUGGGGAGCCAAUUCUCUCCGGGCACGGAAGCCUAUGGAGCUGCAGGACCCAAUGGUUGCGUUCUCGAUUUUUGCUGUGGUGACCCUUACUCGAGCAGGGAUGUUCACAUCUCUUUCCGAGGGUCUGGAGUUUGUUUCUCGUUUGUUAAAGGGGUUCAUGAUCGGCUUUGCUAUCGCCACAGGGGUCUCUCUUCUCAUAUUUCCGAUUACCAGCCGAGGAAAUGUCUUCCACGACAUAAAAGGCUACGUCUCAUCAAUUGAAGGGGUUCUUCAGGCACAGAUAUCCUUUGCAGAAGCAGAUUUUGUAACAGGGUUGUUUACUGGAAAGGGAUUCCUGCGCCGAGCACGGACCGCGAUGAGCACCCGGGAUAUGCAGAGCGAGAGCGAAACUGAUCUACAGUCAAAGCAGAAGCGGUUGCAGGCAUCCAUAACUAAGCUUAAUGGUUUGCAUAGUAAGCUGCAUGCCGAUCUCUUCUAUUCGAAAGACGAAAUCGCGUGGGGCAAGCUGUCAGCCAAGGACUUGAGCCAGAUCGCGGCACUUUUUCGAAGCCUUCUGCUUCCUCUUUCUGGAAUGUCGAUGUUGCCAGAAAUUUUGGAGACCAUAAUCAAGAAUGAAGGACCGAGGGAUGAUGAUGCCAAUGAACCAGACGAUCUUGACGAUCCAGCCUCAACUGCAGGGGAACUGAAACAGUCGGAAAUUCAAAAGGUGGUAGAGACACACCACGCGCGGCUUGUGGAUGCGUCUGAGCUCGUUAAACUGGGACUUAGCUACUUCCUGCUCACAUUGGAGCUUAUCAAACCUAAGCAUUUGGACAAGCAAAAAAAGCCUCACGGCGACUUCGUGACGCGUUUUGAGCAAGAGUUGCACCAGUACUUUUCUCGCAGAAAGCAUCUACCUGAAUCACUGGCGUCUCUUGAAGCAUUUUCAGCCACGGAGAAACAUAUCGAUGACGAUGCUGAAUUGGGACCUCGAGUGCUGGCUGUUGAUCCGGAUGUGCGACAGGAGUUUUUUCUGAUUCUCUAUAUGGGUCAUCUGCAGGAUGAUCUCUUGAAUGCCACAUUGCACCUAGUGAAGUUUGCCGAUGGAAAGUUAGCCGAUGGGACGAUGAAGCAGAGUCGUCUGAUAUUUCCAAAGCAGAAAACCAUUCGGGAGUGGUUAUCUCUCAGCUCGGAAGCGAAGGGAUCUGAAAGCCCUUCGGCCAGCAGGCAGUCGUCCCAUGUGGACCCCUCAACUGUUCAUCGCACCCAGGCGUAUACAGGGUUUCCUGACCCAGAGCAUAUGCCACCAGCCAAUAUUUGGGAGAGGUGGAGUACGAUUCUGCGAAGUAUUUCUCACGUUUUCAAAUCCGAUGAGAGUACUUUUGGUUUCCGCGUAGCAGCGGCCUCAUUUUCUGUCGGUAUUCUCGCCUACCUCAAUCAGACGCAAGAUUUUUUCAUUCGACAAAGAUGCAUCUGGGCCAUGAUUGUCAUUGUGAUUGGGAUGAAUCCGACAAGCGGGCAAACGAUGUUCGGUUUUGUUGCUCGAAUUGUCGCCACAGUGAUCUCGUUAAUUCUGAGUUUAAUUGUCUGGUACAUUGUUGAUGGAAAAACUCCGGGAGUUAUCGUAUUCCUAUAUCUCGCGAACGUGUUUGAGUAUUAUUUCUACGUCAAAGUGCCGCAGUAUUUUGGACCAGCUGUGAUCUCGAUUGUCACCUUGAAUGUAAUUGUUGGCUAUGAGCUUCAGGUUCGUAAACUAGGCAUUACUGCCGCCGAAUCGAAUGGUCAGCCCUAUUACCCAAUCUAUCUCUUCGGUCCCUACAAGCUUGCUGCCGUCGCUGCUGGAUGCGCAAUAUCAUUUUUCUGGGUGAUAUUUCCAUAUCCCAUCACAGCGAAGUCACAGCUUCGCAAAUUGCUCGGUCGAAGCCUUUUCGUACUUGCCAAAUUUUACAGCUGUAUGCAUUCCACAAUCGAAUGCUGGCUUAGUGGAGAACUGGGUGAUAUUCUUGACAAGACAUCCCCGGCCCACCAGCUUCAAGUCUCCCGCCACAAGAUUUUCAAGGAGGAAAUGAUGCUCCUCACAGGCCUUCGCAUGCACAGUCAUUUCAGCACCUUUGAGCCCCCAAUCGGGGGAAAGUUUCCGAAAGAAAUCUAUGACAAAAUUAUUUCGGAAAUACAGCGCAUCUUGACGAGCAUGUCCUUGAUGGCACACACCACACAGAGCUUAGAGGGCCUAUCCAUAGAGUCGGAGCACUCAGGACAUGAGACUGACGACCAGUGGAUGUCGCAACUUGCAGAAAUCGCACUCAAAUCCGCCGAUUUCAAUUCCCAUAAAAUUACGUCUCUUUUAUGCCAUCUCUCUGCGGCUAUCACAAAUGCCCAGCCUUUACCACCGUAUUUGUCGACUCCAGAAACGUUUCCGCUUGCGCGCCAAAUGCAGAAGAUUGACGUUGACCUGCUAAAUAUCAAACAUGUGGAGGACCCCUCUUUCUCGGCGUUUGUGUCGUUGGAAGUUUUGCGAUCUGUUGUGAGUUUCAGCUUACAGGAUCUGAUUGACGAUAUGAAAAAAUUGGUUGGCGAACUCAAUUUUGAUUAUUAUCCCCGGCAGGCUCAGCGACAUGCUGAAUCGACACAUUUACUCCAGGGCUCUAGCCAUGAAGACUAA